This is a messenger RNA of Olea europaea var. sylvestris, 738 nucleotides long. RefSeq names its product probable leucine-rich repeat receptor-like protein kinase At2g33170. Lineage: Eukaryota; Viridiplantae; Streptophyta; Magnoliopsida; Lamiales; Oleaceae. Gene Ontology annotation, molecular function: protein binding. The record is from RefSeq and is a predicted model, not a curated record. The transcript is spliced from 6 exons. Bases 1 to 738 code for a protein of 245 amino acids.
AUGGAUAUUUGCUUUAAUCUUCCAAAGCUAGAGAGGCUAUGGAUUUCAAUGAAUCAAUUAAGUGGCAACAUUCCUCCAAGCUUGGGAGCUUGCAUGAAUCUUAAACUACUUUCUCUGCAAUACAAUAAUUUUGCUGGAAGCAUUCCAACAGAAAUUCGGAAGUUGUCAAAGCUUCAAGUUCUCUAUCUCGGACAAAAUAAUUUGAUAGGAAAUAUUCUAAAUGAAAUUGGAAACCUAUUAGCACUUGUAUAUCUAGAUUUGGGGAAUAAUGGUUUCAAUGUCAAACUCAAGUUGAUCUACCCAACAAAUAAGGAAGCAGUAAAUCUUUCCAUCAUUGGUCAGUACAAUCCGGUGGUCUGCAGUGAAGAAUUUCAAUUUAGUGCUAAAACUAGGCAACAUGAUUCUCCAAAAGUGACUAAUGAUAUCAUCAGCCUCUUUGGCUCGGCUAAGAUAUUUGGAAGGGAUGUGGCCAACGCCCUUAUAGUUGAAGCACUGCAACUACUUAAGCCAGUCGAUAGAGAUGCCCACCAUUUUGAUCUUGAGGGCAAGGUAGCGAUGUUCUCUAUAUUUGAGUUUGUUCUCAUCACUGGACUGCAAUGUACAGACGAAGAAGCAGUAAGGGUUCGUAUUUCGAGGAAUAAGAGGAUAUUGAAUGAGUAUUUUCAUGGACAGACGACAGUUACUUUGGCGCAGUUGGGAGAAGCAUUAGGGGAUGCAAUUAGAUGUCAGAUAAGUUGA